GAGAGUAUGUGGGAAAUGGUCGUGUUUUAGACUUAAAAAAAAACUAUAUCAAACGUAGUUAUUUAAGUUAGUUGUUCAUAAUUAAGUCAUUUGUGUUAUCUAUAAAAAAAACCGUGCCUUUCGUGUGUGUGAACCUUCAUUAGAUAUCUAAGACAGAUUUGUGCCCAGGGAGGAAGAUGACGGUUUUUAUCUACGAUAGUGUUAUGGUUUCUGUAUAAUAGUGUUUAUUAUUCAAAAUGACUACGACUACAAAAUCGGCUAAAGUAUCUUUGAAACCGAUUGAAGUACCUAAAGCUUUGCAAGAAGGAGAGAAAUUUAUUAAGUGGGAUGAGGACUCAGGGACGGGCCUCCCAGUCACUCUACGAGUGGACCCUAAGGGGUUUUUCUUGUACUGGACCGAUCAGAACAUGGAGGUGGAGAUGCUGGACAUUGCAACCAUUAGAGAUGUGAGAACUGGAGUUUAUGCUAAAUUGCCAAAGGAUCAGAAGACGCGGAAUGUGGUCCUUAUUGGAUCCCAGGGGUCGCUGGAGGAGAAAACGGUCACCGUGUGCUACGGCGCUGACUUUGUUAACAUCACCUUCGUGAAUUUCUGCUGCACGAGGAAGGAGAUAGCGAAGAUGUGGACGGAGGAGCUUUUCACUUUGGCGUACAAUCUGAAUCAGUUCAACAAUCCUACGAUAAAGUUUCUAGAAAAGCUGCACACGAAGAUCGUCCUGAAAGCAGACAAAUCAGGGAAAAUACUAGUGAAGAACAUCGUCCGCCUGUUCGCACAAAACAAGGAAGAUAAGAAGCGCGUUGAAAAAGCGCUGAGCGAGUCUGGGCUACCGACGGGGAAGAACGACACCAUCAGUCAAUCCAAGUUCCAGUUUGAGGAUUUCUUUGCCUUCUACAAAAGCCUCACCCAGCGAACGGAAGUUCAGAAGAUCUUUAAUAAUCUCACCGACGGGAAGCCGUACUUGUCGGCCAACCAAUUGGUCGAUUUCCUCAACGACGUACAAAGGGAUCCACGUUUAAAUGAAAUUCUUCAUCCUUACGCCGAUAUUCAGCGAGCAAGAGAUCUUAUAAAGGCUUACGAGCACAACAAAUAUCACCAGCAGCGCUCGCAAUUAACGUUCGACGGAUUUUUAAGGUUUCUAAUGUCGGAAGAUAAUCCAAUAGUGGCUCCGAACAAACUGGACCUGUGUGACGACAUGGACCAGCCGCUCGCGCACUACUUCAUCAACAGCUCGCACAACACGUACCUCACGGGCCACCAGAUCACGGGGAAGUCGAGUGUGGAGAUUUACAGGCAGGGACUUCUAGCGGGUUGCAGGUGCGUGGAGCUGGACUUUUGGAAUGGCAGAACAGAAGAACCCGUCAUUGUUCAUGGCUACACAUUCGUCCCAGAGAUCAGCGCCAAAGAAGUCUUGGAAGCGAUAGCCGAGAGUGCGUUCAAGACCUCCGACUAUCCCGUAAUACUGAGCUUCGAGAACCACUGCAACCCGCGCCAGCAGGCCAAAAUUGCCAAUUACUGUAGAGAUAUAUUCGGAGAAAUGCUUCUCGACAAAGCACUAGAUUCUCAUCCACUCGAACCAGGAGGAGAGCUACCGCCGCCAGCGAUGCUCAAGAACAAAAUUAUAAUUAAAAACAAGAAGAAACAUCAUCACCAUCACAAGAAAGAGGAGCCCGUGGUGGAAGAGGGCGAUAAGAGCGAAGCAGUGCCGCAGGGGAACGGAGAGAUUGCGCACGGGCCGCUGGUCCGCCAGGGCUCGAAGGAGUCGUCGUCGUCGUCGGAGUCCGAGAGCUCCAGCGAGGAGGAGGGCGGCGGGGAGGCGGAGGGCGCGGCGGAGGAGGCGCGCGAGACGCACGCGGCCGCCGAGAUCUCCGCGCUCGUCAACUACGUGCAGCCCGUGCACUUCUCCUCCUUCGAGAACGCCGAGAAGAAGAACCGAUUCUAUGAGAUGUCAUCGUUCGACGAGAAGCAGGCGACCACGCUGCUCAAAGAGCGGCCGAUCGAGUUCGUGAACUACAACAAGCACCAACUGUCGCGCGUGUACCCCGCGGGGACUCGAUUCGAUUCGUCGAACUUUAUGCCACAGGUAUUCUGGAAUGCAGGUUGCCAGCUCGUGGCUCUCAAUUAUCAAACGUUAGACCUCGCGAUGCAGCUAAAUUUGGGAACAUUUGAAUACAAUCGUCGAUGUGGAUAUCUACUUAAACCGGAAUUUAUGAGAAGAAAGGAUCGUCGCUUGGAUCCGUUCGCGGAAAGUACAGUAGACGGUAUAAUCGCCGGCUCGCUCUCGGUGAGCGUGGUGUCCGGGCAGCUGCUGACCGACAAGCGGACGGGGACCUAUGUGGAAGUGGACAUGUUCGGUCUGCCGGCCGACACAGUCCGGAAGAAGUUUCGGACGAAGGUGGUUCCGAACAAUGGCAUCAAUCCCGUGUAUGGAGACGAGCCGUUUGUGUUCAAGAAGGUGGUGCUGCCCGAGCUGGCCAUGCUGCGCAUCGCGGCGCACGAGGACAGCGGGCGCCUGCUGGGCCACCGCGUGCUGCCCGUGCUGGGCCUGUGUCCCGGCUACCGCCACGUGGGCCUGCGCGCCGAGCUGGGCCUGCCGCUGCCCGCCAGCCUGCUGCUGCACGUGCGCGUCAAGGACUACGUGCCCGACCGCCUGUCGGAGCUGGCGGAGGCGCUGGCCAACCCCAUCAAGUACCAGAGCGACAUGGAGAAGCGCUCGCACCAGCUGGCCGUGCUCACGGACGACACGGACGAGCCCGCGCGCGCCGAGCCCGUGCGCCGCCCGCUGUCGCACCUCGGGGCCGCCACGCGUCCAGAUUGCAGUAUGGACGGCAGCCCGAACAAAGUGGACACCAGCAUAGAGAAGAUUCCGAACGAGACCGAGAACAGCCAGCAGCCGACUGAUCCCGAAAAAGACACUCAAGGUGAAAAAGACGAAGCGGAGACGAAGUGGAACGGAAGCGGAAACACGGAGGAGGACUUCACGGAGGCGCUGGACGCGCUCCUGAACAGCAAAGUGGUCCGGGAGAAGAGAGCCGAGCUGGCGCGGAAGCUGGAUGCCCUGAGGCGGAAGAGCGCCAGGACCAAACCCGUGUCCGCCAAGUUCUUCGUCAAGAGGCUGUCCACGCGAAACAUGAGCGAGCCGGCGCCCGCCGACGACGCCGACGCCGGCGCCGCCGAGAGGGAGCUGCGCCUGCGGUACCACCACGCCAUAUACGCGGCGCUGGAGAAGACCCUGCGCAACGAGCAGCAGCAGCAGAUGAAAGCUUUGACGGACCUGCUGGAGGCGGAAAAAAAGGAAAUUUUGAACAAAUUGGCGAACUCCCGGAAGGAGGACGUCAAGGCGCUGUCGAAGAAGACCAACCGCGACAAGGACGAGAUCCUGAGGAUAAAGAGGGAGAUCCACUCGCAGUCGGUGGAGCGCGGCGUGGCCGAGUGCUCGCGCCUGGAGCACGCGCACGCGCGCCGCCGCGAGCAGCUGGCGCGCGCGCACGAGCGCCGCCACCACGCGCUGCUGCUGCGCCGCGACCAGGAGCUGCUGGAGCUGGAGCGCCUGUGCGGCGGCGCGCCCGACGGGUAGGCGGCCGCCGCGCGUCUCGGAAUCUGUGAUAUUACCACCUAAGGAGGAGGCCGCCGGCGACGCGCGCCCCGGAGCGAGAGUCGGAGUCGGCGCGGCGAAUGUUUUCCAUUUUGUUCGUUCGCAUCGCGGAGUGGCCGGUGGUGUGAGUUUAAUAUUAUUUCGUAGCCGUUCCGUAGGCGUGGCUCGUAGAUUGACAUUCCAAUGCUUAGUUCGUUACGCGCGAUGAAAUCUAGUCUGCCCUGAAGAUCUGAUCGUUUUUCGAAAACGAACUCCGAGCUCAAACCGUAAGGUGUACGGUAUAGUGUGUAUGUAUGGAACGAGCGAGUGACUCGACCGGCUCGCCGGUAGACUCUGUGAGUGAUAGUGUUCUUUCGAAUUUAGUGGAAUCGCUUCAAUCAAGUUUGCACAAGUUCUCAUUCGGGGAUCGCGGCCCCAUCUGCGCCGACGGCGCGGCCGGGGCGCAGGUGUGGCCGCAGCCCGGCAGCGCGCGGGGCGCCCCCGCGGUCCCCGCUGUCGUCCCUCGAUGCGCGCCGUAGGUUAAUGAUAGUAACGUAAAAGCUUCCAUAUUUUAGUGAGUAGGUCGAGACUUUCUCUGAUUUUUUAACCUUUUUAGUUGUACCGUGUUAUUUUAAACGUCAGUCGAGAAACUAGUAGAUUUUUUUUAAACCAAUUUAUUUGUAUCGAUUGUGAAACGAUCACUAAAACAAAAGAUGUGAUCAUAUCAUGGUCGACUCGCAAUCGGCCCCAAGUUCGAGUGUCCGAUUUGUCCGCGUGAGGGACCGAAUGUUACCACACACUGCUGCCACUGGACAGUGAUGUGACCUCAUGUAUCUUUUUUACUAUUUCACAUGCUAUGUUAGAAGCUGUUCAAUUUACUUAAGUAGUCAAUGAUGUUGCCCUCGCGAGCUCAAGAUGAACAUUAUCACGACAAGUUUGACGGAGUCGUGAUCUGUGUAAUAUAUCUGUAAUGAAAGUCCACCGUUCGCACAAUAAUACUUUUAGGUAACUUCGGUCACAAAGGUUGUUACUCAAAUUUGUUUCUACUGUACGUGUUGUAUAUAACUGAAUAUAUUCAGUCGCCGCUGUGUAGUGGAUUUUUUUAUUAAAAUAAUAUAUGCAUUGCUCAAAUCCUUUAAAGUGAAAAUAUAAUUGAUAGGACGAUAUAUUUUAAGUUUUAUCUCUAUAGGAAACGAUUCUCGUGCACAAAAAUAUCUUCGGAUAUCGAUGUGAUCGUUUGUGUGAUGGCUAGAGAAUGUACGAUUAUGUUGUAUAUACAGUAUUAUCAUAAUUAUAAGCUACGUCACGACUGUCUUUCGAAUUCGUUCCCUUAAAGUAACCCGUAAUGUUAACGAUUGUCACAAAUAGAAGCCAUCACGCGGACAUUGUAAUAUUGUAUGAUUUAAUUAAAAUAACGCGUAUUCCGAUAUAAUAAUAUGGCAUCUUAUCUUUAAUCUUUUAAUAAGUUAACUAGUUUAUUAAUAGAGUUUCCUUGAUUAUUAUCAAUUUACAAAUAAGUUCCGUCGUAAAUGAAAUGAAAUGUGGCAAUAUUAGGUAUAAAUACGAGGACAGCACGCUUAACUCGUAAGUCGUUAUGUGUUCGCGAUAUGUGGAAAUAAUUUUCACCUGCAAUAAUUAUUUAUGGUCGGGCUCGUCGGCGAGCGAGCUCAGCGGAACACCCCUGUCGGCGCUGCGCGGCCUCGCCAGCGGGCUGACGAGAGUGGGGUCGCCAUUAGAGUAAUGGGACAAGUCGUGCCACGUUAAAGGAGAUUAAAUAUUUACAAUUUCGUAAUUCUUUCCCGAAUUUACAUUUCUAUUUAAUCUAACAAACAAAAACAGGGAAUCUCUUGCUCUCUCAUGAAAUAUUCUACCGCCUAGUGAAUGUUACGUACGCUUGAGGGAGCGUGUGGGGGUGUGAGUGGAGCGCUAGGGACACGUUAAGUGGAGCCUUGUAUGACAGCAGCAUUUGAAACACAACUCACACAAAAGGCUUCACGUCCAGGUGGCUGCAUUUUAGAAACGAUUAAUCAUUAUUUAUUGUAUGUGUGAUAAUUUAUUCUCUAAAUGUAUAAAUGUCUGCAGCGCAUCAUAAUUUAAAGUAAUUUCGUAAAAGCAAUAAUGAGGCCAAAGUGAGGACCAAAGUAGAAUCUGUCACGAGUCCUCCUUAUCCCACUCUGUCAGGGUUAAACUUACUUUAAACUUUUGCGAUCUUCGUUAAACAGCCGUGUCCGAUACACGGACUGGAGGAUAAGUUCUGCGCAAAUUUGGCACUCGAGUCACUUGGGAUUCUAUAUACAUAGAUAUAGUUUUAACUGUAUUUUGGUCGAGUUUGGUUUCAAACUAUAUUUUUUCGUUCGCGUCGCUUAGACUGCAGUCAGUUUACAGUACAGUACUGUUAUAUCGUUGACGUUGGGUUUCGCAUUAUUUUAUAUAGUUUUUUAUUUUUUAUUUUAAGAUAGUAAUGGCAGCCAUGUUUAAAGAGAGAUUUAAAAUAUAGCACGUAGCGCUGCGGUGCGCACGUGACGUGGAGCCGCGGAGCGCCCGGCGCGGCGACCCGCGGCGCGUAGCUAGUGAGUAAUUAACGUUACGAGUAGUUUGAUCGAAUGUACGCGACACACGUUCUUGCCUUGAAUUAAAAUAAUACUUGUCAUUAGUAAGUAGGUAUGGUGUAUCUUCUAAUCGAAGUAAAAUUACUGUUACUGAUAUUGAUAGUCUUCCUUCCUUUGUCAAAUAUAUCGAAGGCCUAAUUGAUACUGUCGGUACUUUCUCUUUUAAUAACGCGUCGGUAUGCCCCGCCACGUCGUCUGCGAAGCAAUCGUUGACUUAUCGAUGGUUGCCUAUCGUCGCAUCUUAUGAGAAAUUAAAAAAAACAUUUUCCUCGAUUAAAAUGCGUUAGUAUUUCUCGAUUUACGUUUCACUGUUAACUCUUUGUAGAAGUAACAUUAGUUCGUGUAAUAUUUGAAUAUACAACAUGAAGUAUUUAUACGCAACAAAUUUGAUUAUAAUAUUUACUAAUAAUACCUAAGAUAAUAAAUCGCGUUUAAAGACGACAUUAACUUUUACACGUGUAAUAACGAUACAAAGUCGCAAGUCUGUCGUAAUCUUACUUUAUCGUGUAAUCGCUGCGAAAAAUCUAAGUACUUAAUAUUUUAUAGCGUCGUAUACUUCGCCUGCUAGCGUGUAAGCGUCGUCUAGUAGAUCAUCAGCUGCAGCUUCGGUUUGCUCGUAACAUAUACACAUACGUAUUCUACACGUAAGCGUCUAACUUUACUCCUAAACUAUGUUUACAUUUUGUGACAAUGUGAAAAUCAAGCGUUCCGCACAGACACGAUCGUACAAAGAUUUUUACUUUCCUUAAUUAUAUGUCUACCAUCAGUCUAAACACUCGUAGGAAUAAGAUAAACGGUGACUCUCACUGCUGAGUCGGUCUUUUGACCUCUCGACGCCUCACGUGUCCGUCGCGGCUCGCAGCCGUGCGGCGCCGCGCAGUCGCCGCCGCGCAGUCGCCGCCUGCCGCCCGCCCCGCGCCG
This is a messenger RNA of Vanessa atalanta (red admiral), 7099 nucleotides long. It is a transcript of the gene Plc21C, whose product is annotated as 1-phosphatidylinositol 4,5-bisphosphate phosphodiesterase classes I and II. The transcript is spliced from 20 exons. Gene Ontology annotation, molecular function: calcium ion binding; phosphatidylinositol-4,5-bisphosphate phospholipase C activity. Gene Ontology annotation, biological process: lipid catabolic process; phosphatidylinositol-mediated signaling. The record is from RefSeq and is a predicted model, not a curated record. NCBI's taxonomy places the organism in Eukaryota, Metazoa, Arthropoda, Insecta, Lepidoptera, Nymphalidae. The coding region runs from base 237 to 3572 and encodes 1111 amino acids.